This is a messenger RNA of Uncinocarpus reesii 1704, 1047 nucleotides long. RefSeq lists its product as uncharacterized. The record is from RefSeq and is a predicted model, not a curated record. The coding region runs from base 1 to 1047 and encodes 348 amino acids. NCBI's taxonomy places the organism in Eukaryota, Fungi, Ascomycota, Eurotiomycetes, Onygenales, Onygenaceae. The transcript is spliced from 3 exons.
AUGCCUCUUCAUUUACUUGGGAAGAAAUCAUGGAACGUCUACAACAAGGACAACAUUGCCAGGGUUCGGCGGGAUGAGGCCCUGGCCAAAGCGCGGGAAGACGAGAGGGACCAGCGCCUACAAGAAAUUGACGCCGAGAGACGGAUCGAACUGCUUCGCGACCAACGCCCGUCAUCCCCUCCCUCGCAACAUAAUUCACUCAGCGAUGCCAGGGCCAAAUCUCUUACCGAAGGGCGCCAUCGCAAGCGAAGGCGUUUAGCCGGUGAAGAUGAUACAGACAGAGAUAUUCGAUUUGCGAAGGAAGAUGCACUUUCACGAACGGACGCAGGCCAUGGGGGUCCUCUACGUAAACCGACGAGCGAUGCUCCGCUAACGGAUGCUUCAGGACACAUUAGCUUGUUUCCAAGCCGGGCUGCACGCUCUGAUAAGAACGAAGAGGUUGAAGCAGAAGCCGCUAAAAAGAGGCGAGAAUAUGAGGACCAGUAUACGAUGCGAUUCUCUAACGCCGCAGGAUAUCGCCAGAAAGUGGAUGCACCAUGGUAUUCCUCUUCAACGCAGGAACUUGGGGCUGGAGCACAGAAUGCGCCCUCGAAGGACGUUUGGGGUAAUGAAGAUCCUCGGAGACGAGAGCGGGAGAAAGUGAGGGUAGAAGCCAAUGAUCCUCUCGCAGCGAUGAAGAAGGGCGUUCGGCAACUCCGCGAAGUUGAGAAGGAGAAAAGAGAGUGGGAAGAAGAGAGGAAAAGAGAGCUUGAGGCUCUGAAACGAGAGGAGAAGGAAUCGAGACGGCGUCGCCGCAGGUCACAAUCACAUGACAAUUUGGAUGAAUUUAAAUUGGAUGGAGGUCCCGAUCUCGCAGAGAAGGGGAACCCCGAAGUCCCAAGGCAUGAGCGGAGUCAUUCUAGUCAUCACCGCCAUAAACACCGAAGACACCGUGAGGAACGGAUUCGAGCAACACGUCCGGGCGAAGCCAUACAAACCGAGCCACCCGCUUCCUGGCUCAACGCUCCGGGUAAACGCUAUAGUGCGCAGUUCGCGGAGUAUGAUUAA